AUGUCCUCCUUCACCUUGGAGGAAACGCUGGAGGCAGACUGGGUGACCGUGAGUCCUCACGCCUUCCAGGAGUGGGAGAAGCACAAAUUUGUCUUCAUCGUGACCUGGAACGAGAUCGAGGGCAAGUUCGCCAUCACCUGUCACAACCGCACGGUGCAACGCCAGCGCAGUGGCUCCCAUGAGUUCUACCACCCCGAGGCCAGAGCCAUCCCCAAGGGCAGCAUCCUCACAGUGAGCAGGGGCCCGACCGGGGGCCCGGACUCUAUCCUGAUGCCUGGCUCCUUGCACCUUCCUGCAGAGGCACUGCCGAAGAUCCCGCUGCAUGCUAAGAGUAGCUCGGCUCGGAGGCCGCUGAGGGGUCUGGAGGCGGCACGUGCCGCCGAAGAGAUAAAAGUACUGGAACUGGGGAAGGAGGAGACCGUCUUGCUGUCGCUGCCGCCCUUGCCGCUGCAGGCAACUGAGUCGGCCGCUCCUGACGGGGAUCCCGUGGAGGAAGAGUGCAGUGGGGCCAGCCUCUUCUCCUUCCAAGACUUGUGGGCCGUGCACCAGUAGCUGUGCUCAGUGAACUCGGAGCUGGAACCUUACCUACCUGCCUUCCCUGAGGAGCCCUCAGGCAUGUGGACAGUGCUGUUUGGAGCCCUGGAGCUAUCCAAGCAGGAGAUGGACACUCUCUGCUACAAACUGCAAGUUUAUUUGCUCCACAGCUUGGAUACCUGCAGCUGGAAGAUUCUUUUGCAGGUGCUCUUCACUGAGACUGACGACCCUGAACAGUAUUAUGAGAGCCUGAGUGAGCUGCGACCAAAGGGGUACGAGGAGAUGCUGCAGCGAGCCCGCAGGCGAAUCCAGGAGCUUCUGGAAAAACAUAAGAACACAGAAAGCAUGUUAGAGCUGCUUGAACUGUAUCAAAUGGAAGACGAAGCCUACAGUAGUUUUGCAGAAGCUACCAUGGAACUCUACCAGUACUUACUACAGCCAUUCCGAGAUAUGAGGGAACUAGCGAUGCUUAGAAGACAACAGAUAAAGGUAUGGGUUAAUGCAGAGACUAUGAGAAAAGCAGGAGCAGCGGAGAGCGACGCUGCCGAGUGCCAGUGCCACCGCCCUUCUCUGCGCCUGCGCUGCCAGCACUGCCACCUUCUACUGAGCCUGCGCUGUCAGCAGAGCCACCACCAGCUGCGCCUGCGCUGGUCGCAGAGCCAGAAGCUGUCACUGCACAUGCGCCGCCUGGAACAGAGCUGCUAG
Corapipo altera (White-ruffed manakin) is the source of this 1239-nucleotide messenger RNA. Its product is annotated as junction-mediating and -regulatory protein-like. Gene Ontology annotation, biological process: intrinsic apoptotic signaling pathway by p53 class mediator; positive regulation of apoptotic process; Arp2/3 complex-mediated actin nucleation. Gene Ontology annotation, molecular function: transcription coactivator activity; Arp2/3 complex binding. Gene Ontology annotation, cellular component: cytoplasm; nucleus. The record is from RefSeq and is a predicted model, not a curated record. NCBI's taxonomy places the organism in Eukaryota, Metazoa, Chordata, Aves, Passeriformes, Pipridae.